Cataglyphis hispanica is the source of this 1307-nucleotide messenger RNA. Its product is annotated as F-box only protein 6-like. Gene Ontology annotation, molecular function: protein binding; ubiquitin protein ligase activity. Bases 320 to 1198 code for a protein of 292 amino acids. The transcript has 4 exons. Gene Ontology annotation, cellular component: cytoplasm; SCF ubiquitin ligase complex. Gene Ontology annotation, biological process: glycoprotein catabolic process; SCF-dependent proteasomal ubiquitin-dependent protein catabolic process. The record is from RefSeq and is a predicted model, not a curated record. Lineage: Eukaryota; Metazoa; Arthropoda; Insecta; Hymenoptera; Formicidae.
UUUCACUUUUGACUUUCGGUUCCCUUGUUCAAUGUAAACGAUAUAGUGGAUGAUUUUUGAAACGCGACAUUUUAUAAAUACAUAUGCUUGAUUUAUAUUGCAACAUAUGUAAACAUAUAGAUUAGGUUAUGUCGUCACGUUACAUGCCAGAACUUGUCAAUGUCUAUGGAAACCCUGUAAUAACAAAACUCAAAUUCACGAUACGGCAAUUUAAUUCAUAUUACGAGAAUGAGAAUGUUGCGUCUUAUUACACGCGAGAAAUUACAUCACAACGUUUUUAUAAGCAGUAUAACAGGGGUAAAAUCGUGAAAAUGGCAACAUGGGACAAGAUCUCGCAAGCACCUCUCGCGUGAUAUUCGACGAGACGGAUGACAAUGGAUUGAUCUUACCGGCUGAAUUAUUAGCAGAAAUAUUCUGUCGCGCUGAUCAUGGGACCUUGUUGAAUUGCCAAUUGGUGUGCAAGCGUUGGAAGAUGAUGAUACAGAGUUAUAUAUGGCGUAAAAAAGCGGAACUGGCGCUGGGCAAGCCGUUCCCGCGCCACGGGAUACCCUGGCAGGCGUUCUACCUCAUAAGCAAGAUGAAACCGUUUGAGAGAAAUUUGUUGAAGAAUCAUUCCGGCGAGCAGAAAAUGAAAUAUUGGAAUAUUCUCAGCAACGGCGGUGACCGUUGGACGAUCGAGAAUCCACCUGUCGGCGUACCGGAAUUACCAUUGACCGAACCAAUAUUUGAGGAAAAACAAAUCUGCUUCGCAACAUCUUAUCAUAGUUGUACCAAGAAACAGGUUGUAAAUCUAGUGGCUGAAGGAAUCCAUCCCUAUCUCCUGGAUGUUUUGCAGCCACCUAUAAUGGUGAGCGAAUGGUAUUGUUGUCGAUGGGAUUGCCCAGCAACAUAUGAAUGCCAGAUUGAACUAUUAGGAGUUGACAAAGAAGAUAACACAGUGAAAAUCUUAGACAAGUUUCAAUUUCGCGAUACUAUAGAGGGGGAGAGACAGAACCAAUGGCUAUAUGUAUCACAUGUAUUUGAAAAUUAUGGAUCUGGUUUGAGAAAGAUUAGCUUCUUGCAUGGUGGAAUGGACAAAUCAUUUUGGGCAGGACAUUAUGGUAGCAAAAUGGCUGGGGCGAAUAUCUGUGUGAAAAUUCCUCCAUUCACACAUACUUAUGACGAUGAAUCAGAUACUCCUCCAAUCUUAGAUGAAUAGAAAUAUUAUAAAAGUUAUAUUUUCCCAAUGCAAAAUUAAUAUACAAAGAUAUAAAAUUGUGUAAAAAAAAUGAUAUAUUAAUGUAAUAAAAACUAAUUUUUCUACAUAA